AUGCCUAUCUUCAAAUCCCUCCAACCUCCCAUUGAGAGUUCUCCGCUACGACACUUCAGACCGGAAGAGAUCCAGGGAUUUACCAAUGCUGUCACCAAAGAACACCUCAGCUACACCGACCUCAAAGCCCAUACCACCCACCUCUCAACGGCGCUCGUCAAGAAGUAUGACCUCAGACCAGGCCAGACCGUCGCUCUUUUCUCCCCCAAUACCGUGUGGUAUCCCUGCGCCAUGUUCGGCAUCCUGCGAGCUGGAGGCGUGGUGUCGGGAGCUUCCCCGGCAUAUAAUGUCGAAGAAAUGACCUAUGCACUCAAGACCGCUGAGGCCCGGUUCCUUUUUACCGUCCCUGAGAGUAUGGAAGUCGCCGCGGCCGCGGCCCAAAAUGCUGGGAUUCCACAAGAGCGAGUCUUCCUCCUCGAGGGCCAGAUGGAGGGUUUCACGACCAUGUCGGCACUGCUCGAAGCCGGCCGGUCGUAUGGCCCUUCCGGGCAGAUUGAACCGUUCCAACUCCCACCUGGGAAGAAGAACAAGGACGUGUGCGGCUUCCUGUCCUUCAGCAGCGGGACCACCGGCCUCCCGAAAGCCGUGAUGAUUGCCCACGCGAAUGUCAUUGCGCAAUGUCUGCAAAUACAGCAGAUCUCUCCGAACACGCUGCGCCGAAUCCUCGCCGUGCUCCCCUUGUUCCAUAUCACCGGCCUCGUUCACCAAAUGCACCUCCCGAUCCUCCUCAACGCCAACGUCUACAUGCUCCCGAGCUUCACGAUGGACUCCAUGCUCGCCACGGUCCAAGAAUACCAACUGGAAGAAAUGCUCCUCGUCCCACCGAUCCUGAUCCGCAUGGUUCGCGACGAGAAGACCCUGAGCAAAUAUGACCUGAGCUCGCUGCGACGGCUCUCCUCCGGUGCUGCUCCGCUGUCCGCCGAGAUCCUCGAGCUUCUCAAAAAGCGGUUUCCCGGAACCGGGUUCAAGCAAGGCUAUGGCAUGACGGAAUCUUGUUCCUGCAUCACAGCCCAUCCGCCCGAGAAGUACGACUACAAAUACGCCUUCCGCGUCGGCACGAUCGUGGCGUCCACCGAAGUCAAAAUCGUCGACCCCGCAACCGGCCGGGAGUGCGGCCUCAACGAGCCCGGCGAGAUCUGGGCCCGCGGACCCCAGGUGGUCAUGGGAUAUCUGAACAACCAGAAAGCCACGGAAGAGACGUUUGAUAAAGACGGAUUUCUACAUACCGGCGACAUCGGGUCCAUCGACGAAGAAGGCCUCAUCACCAUCACCGACCGGCUGAAAGAAAUGAUCAAAGUCAAGGGUAUCGGUGUUGCUCCCGCUGAGUUAGAGGACCUCCUCCUCGGCCACCCGGACGUGGAAGACGUCGCUGUCCUCGGUAUUCCCGACGAUUAUUCGGGCGAACGACCCAAGGCGUACGUGGUUCCCAAGCCCACGAAACGCCACGACCCCGCCGCCGUCGCGAGCCAACUCAUCAAGUACGUGCAGGACAAUAAGGUGCGGCACAAGUGGGUGACGGAGGUCGAGGUCAUUGAUGAAAUUCCCAAGUCGCCCAGCGGCAAGAUCCUUCGCCGCGUCCUCCGGGACAUGCGGAAGAGUGGCAAGAAGGGCAUCGUGGUCACGGAUCAGAGGGCGAGAGCGAGGCUGUAA
Rhinocladiella mackenziei CBS 650.93 is the source of this 1650-nucleotide messenger RNA. RefSeq lists its product as uncharacterized. Lineage: Eukaryota; Fungi; Ascomycota; Eurotiomycetes; Chaetothyriales; Herpotrichiellaceae. The coding region runs from base 1 to 1650 and encodes 549 amino acids. The transcript is spliced from 3 exons. Gene Ontology annotation, molecular function: CoA-ligase activity. The record is from RefSeq and is a predicted model, not a curated record.